Camellia sinensis is the source of this 2450-nucleotide messenger RNA. Lineage: Eukaryota; Viridiplantae; Streptophyta; Magnoliopsida; Ericales; Theaceae. The record is from RefSeq and is a predicted model, not a curated record.
UCAGGUUUUUAUACGGACGCAGCCUUCGCUCGAGCGAGCAAGGGCGGACAUGCAAUUUUGAAUGUAAUUUUGCAUUUUGCUUCGGGGGCACUGCCCCAGACUCGCCAAAGGGCGCUGCCCUCUGGAUCGCCGCGAGCUGACUGGGCAGCUCGAUCCCCGUCAUAAUCAGCAAAGUGGCAAUCUUGAAAGUAUUAACAUCACAAACUUCUCUGCAAUGCACAAUUCGAGUUGGAUUCGCAUCUAAAACUCAUAUUCUCACUGACAUACAAGAGCGAAUAAAAUUACAAUUGAAAGGAGUUUUGUCAAACGGGAUUGCCAAGAAUAAAAACCUAACAAUGUCAUUGAAUGGCUAGUUAACAUUUGGGGGUACCCUUUUUUUUUACAGGUUCAUUUCCUAUGAUUCCCCUACCAAGUACAUAGAGACUCAAUUAGGUGAUUUAUUGACUUCUAAUGGAAACUUACUUUUGCUUCAUAAGUAAUAUAAAGAAACGAAAAUGGUAUGCAAGUUUUUGACAUGUUUUCCUACAGAAGAUAAGUUGUCUCAGUCAUGGAGUCCUGGCUUGCCCAUGUUGCAACAAACAAAUGUGUUUUACCCCCCAAAGGUUAGAAAAUAUUUGUUACGUUUUUUACUGUUAUUUUUAUUGUUUCGUGUUACUGGGUGUUUUAUUACUUGGAUGUUUUGUGCCAUAGCAUCCAGUUUUUUUCGCUUUCUAUUUUUUCUUGCAAGGCUUGUAGUAGGAAGACAGAGAAAGAGAAGAGUGAAGUGACAAAAUAAGUUAAUGACCUACAAUGUAGGACAAGAUGAGGUUAACUACUCCUACUAGUAGUGAACCCAAGCCUAAUAAAUAGCAACUGAAAAAUAGGCUUUGAAGGGGUGACAUUGGUUGUUGAAAGGUGGAUGGGUUGUAAAUUAUAAGGAUUUAAGGGUUCUAAAAAUUGCAACAAAAGGUAGUGAUUUGAGAUUGAAGACACCAAAUUUUGGGGUUGUUCUUAUACUCUUCAAUUCUUUAUCUUAAAUUUCCUUUUUUUGAUAAGUAAACAAUUUUAUAAACCGAGGCCCCUAUGGGAAUGCUUAUUGUGUAUAAAAAGAUGCCAUUGCCAAAAGGCACUUUACACGUCCUUGCAUAUCCAAAAGCUCUACAAAUUCUAUAUUUGGUCUAGACCUAUGGUGUACAUGUUCUUGGAUAUAGGUGUCAGUUGUGGGCGUGAGCCUGGGCUUUGGUCUUGAAAAGCUUCUAGGGGAUAGUGUUGUACUAUGAAGUACGGGUACUCAAAAAAUAUUGCCGUACAAGUACCGGGUACUUACUCAAUGCGGGUACGCAUCCGGUACGACUGCAUGCGUACGAGGUAUGCUAAAAAUGCACCGGGUACAUUUUAUACGAUCAGUAUAAUGAAGGGUACGCCAUGGGUACGUUUUUGGGUACUUCGGGAUACAAAACGAGAUUUUUUACAAAUUAAAGGAUAUCGGAGCAAAUUUUUGGUCUAUUUAAAAAAAUUAUAUAAAUUUGGGGUACUUUUGUAAUAAACAAAACAUGAAACAAUUUAAAAUCAGGGUUGUUCUACUCUAUUCGAUUGUCUCUCUCUUUUCCUUGAAACACCGAGAGACUCCCAAGAGCUGAAGAACUCCUUCCUGCGAAGGUAUUGAAGAGGUUUAAUCGAAGGUGCUAAUCAAUUCUCUGCUUUAAAGAUCACAUUCCGAUUUUUUUUGUGUUUCUUCGCAGCAAACGAAGAACGAAGACAUAUCAUUUUUCAUUUUUUUUUUCCAGAUUUUUUUUCUUUGUUCUGUCCAUCUUCGAUCUCUUUGUUCUUCGAUUCUUCCACUUCUUUCAUUUUUUUUUUCCAGAAUUUUUUUUUUUUUGUUUCUUCGCAGCAAACGAAGAGCGAAGACAUAUCAUUCUUCCUCCUCCGCUCCAAUGACAAAUCCUCUUCUCGUCAGGUUCAUUUCCUAUGAUUCCCCUACUGAGUACAUAAAGACUCAAUUAGAAGAUACGUUGUCUCAGUCAUGGUGUCCUCGCUUGUCCAUGCUGCAGCAAACAGAUGUGUUUUCCCCCCCAAAGGCAUUUAAACGAAUGCAAUGGGUAGAGACUGUAGAAGAAAUGCAGCAAUUUCUUAUGCUAAGAUGCAGGGAAAAGAUGCACUCAAGGCCCACCAGCAUAGUCAAACUUGAAGAUAUGCAUGUGAUCAGGUACGAUUUGAACAAAAGGAUUUUGGAAGGAAAACGGGAUUCUAUGUAGGUGAAGGUUUGUGUGCACGGGUUUGCGCAGUUAGGGCUACAAAUAAAUUGUAUUAUUUGUGAAUCAUUCGAGCUUGGCUCAUUUGAAAUUUAUUUAAACUUAAUUUGUUUAUUAAAUGAACUAGUUUGAACUCAAUUAGACUUUCAAUAUUUUGAAUAAUAAGCACUGUUAUCAUAUGUCACAGUUAUGAUGUUUAUAAUAUUUAGUUAUGAUUUA